AUGCCCCUGAUAUCGCCGCCGCUUCCAAUUGCCUCCCAGUACAGCGACAAGAGUCUUUUGGACCUUCGUCUCAUGCACCAUUACUGCGUCAACACCGCGCCGGGAUUCGCCGGCACCUUUCCCGAGAAAGUCCUGCAUGCAUUGCAGGUGGAAAUACCCGCACUUGCCUGCCAACAUCCGUUCCUCAUGGACGCCAUACUGCUAGUAUCCAUGGUUCAUCUAUGCUGCGCGGACUCUGCGGCGUUUGACAACAUGCCAGUCUACCAUUACCGCGACCAAGCGCUUAAGGCCCUGCGCUACGCUGUCGCCAACAUCUCUCAGGGCAAUGUUGAUGCUGUUAGAGGAGCAUCUGUUUUACUCGCACAAGUCUCGUUUGCGACCGAUCGGGUUACACAGCAGCCAGGCUUGUGGGUGACGAAUUGGAUGACAUUAACCCUAGGACAACGCAAUUUUAGAGGGCCGCCAUGGUCUUCACAGGACCACCAUGGACAGGAAACGUACAACUGUCGCACCGGUCGAUAUAGCUCAUCAGAAGGAAACUCAGUCGCUGAAAUCAUACCACCGAAUAUUCAUCGUGCUCUGGCGAGAGAGAACGAUGGGGAUGGCCCUGCAUCCAAGACGGUUCUUCAUACUGCUGCAACUGAGCUGGGCAGACUCAUAGCAAUAAUCCAGCUACCCUACAAGACAUCGGACCUUGAGAAGCAGGUAAAAGCAUGGUCUUUCGACCUGGUACCGCUUGAGUUCCACAGACUGGUCCAACAGGAAAACCCCAAAGCUCUCGUCAUUUUAGCUCACUAUCUAGUGAUUUUCAAGCUUCUUCCAGACACGUGGCUAUAUCAAGACCUCACCAACCACGACAUAGGAGAAAUAGACAAGUUGAUCUGUUCAGAUUGGGCGCCAUACCUUUCUGCGCCAAGAAUGGCAAUACACGUUCACAACAAGGAAGAUGUGAUACAGUUGCUCCGAAGCAGCCUAUUUCACAGCACCAGAGAGGCUCAAUAA
Messenger RNA from Truncatella angustata, 1002 nucleotides. RefSeq lists its product as uncharacterized. The transcript has a single exon. NCBI's taxonomy places the organism in Eukaryota, Fungi, Ascomycota, Sordariomycetes, Amphisphaeriales, Sporocadaceae. Bases 1 to 1002 code for a protein of 333 amino acids. Gene Ontology annotation, molecular function: DNA-binding transcription activator activity, RNA polymerase II-specific. Gene Ontology annotation, biological process: regulation of transcription by RNA polymerase II. The record is from RefSeq and is a predicted model, not a curated record.